AUGGCAACCAAUUGUGAAAAACGGUUAUUGAAACAAUUUCUGGAUGGAAUCGAAACAAAUGAAUUAUGCAAAAUUGUCCGAUCCGUCUACCAUGGAGGUGGAAUCACUACAAAUACCCGAGAAGAUGCUGAAUUGUUAUUAUUGUCUCAGCCUUAUGUGCGGGUAUUGUCCAGUAAAAAAGUACAUAUGACUAUGUUGUUGAAGUUUUUAAUUUCAAAAGGUUUAGUACCUACUACAGAUAUGACAAAAGCUGAUUUAUGUUUGGCUUUUAAGGCAUUAAUUGAAAAUCAGCCAGAUUAUAUCAGCCCGCCAGUACAAUCUAUUCCUAAUAAUAUGCUUGCAAUAUCUCAAAAUAACAAUAUGAUGCAUACUCAACCCUAUCAACAAAUGGCUGUUCACCAGAUGCCUAUGUCAAUGCCAACACCAAAUAAUAUGGGACUCGAACCUAGUACAAAAUCUCGAAAAGAUCGUGAUAACGAAUUACUAGAAGAAUUCAUUGAAAUGUUUGCUAAACAUUUUUAUGAUUUAUUAAAUGAUCUUGGUGUUCCAGGAAAAAAUCAAUUAGACACUCGUCAUUUUUAUGAAAAUUGUACAAUGUCGUUAAAAAUUCUUGGUGGCAACAACGAAAUCAGUGAGUCUUGUAAAGACUCUACGUCCAUAUUGCAGUGUUUAUUAGGUAUCAAAAAAGAACACAUACUCUUUUUUUCACCACAUUUAAGUGAUGUUAAAUGGAAAAAAGAAUCGCACGGUUUGGUAAAAGUGCAUAUUGGCGGAACACUUCAUCAAGGUGUUGGGAGAAUGGUUGGAAUGUUUGAACAACAAUUCAUACUCAGAGAAGAUCCUCAAGCAGAAAACACAUGGAAAAUUCUUAACACAAAUUUUAUGAUGAAAAGUAUGGAUUUAAUAACAGCUGGACCUACCUUAAGUAUACAAGGACCCUGCCAAACAAACAAUUUACAAAUUGAUAAUGUUUAAUAGCGCUGUCAAUACAUUAGAUAAACUACUUGUGCAAAGUUAAUUUUUUUUUAUAUCAACUGCUUUGAUUUGAAUAACUCAAUUAUAUGAAAAUAUGUAACAUUGUUUA
Messenger RNA from Melanaphis sacchari, 1084 nucleotides. RefSeq lists its product as uncharacterized. Bases 1 to 975 code for a protein of 324 amino acids. The transcript has 3 exons. NCBI's taxonomy places the organism in Eukaryota, Metazoa, Arthropoda, Insecta, Hemiptera, Aphididae. The record is from RefSeq and is a predicted model, not a curated record.